Molecule: messenger RNA, 1583 nt
Organism: Diachasmimorpha longicaudata
Lineage: Eukaryota; Metazoa; Arthropoda; Insecta; Hymenoptera; Braconidae
Product: protein phosphatase 1 regulatory subunit 7-like
Exons: 5
Coding region: 203-1192 (329 amino acids)
Cellular component (GO): cytoplasm
Molecular function (GO): protein binding
Source: RefSeq, a predicted model, not a curated record
GGAGGAGAAUAAAAGGGGAAGAUAAUGAGGAUACGCUGUGGCAUCUCUCACAAGGAUAAAGUCAUCUAAAAAACAAAAUAACGGACUGUGGUGACCUGUAGUCUUCUCCCUCACCUCCUCAAUUUUUAUGGCAUUGACUAUUUGUCUCUAACCAUUUUCUAAUCCUUAGUAGAGAAGAUAAUUUCGUUUGACACGUCAUAAAAUGGAGAACCACCAUGGAAACAAUGAUAAGGCAGUGAUAAUAGAUGAUGACAGAAGCGAGGGGUCUGUCGAGGUGGAGCCGGAAAAAGGUGAAAUCGAUGGUGAUGAGGAAACCGAGAAAAUCUGCAUAAUAGAUCCUGAUACUGAGGAACUUGAUUUUAAUCACUCGAGGCUCUCAAAACUGGAGAAUCUAGAGCCUCUGGCCAACAUCAAAAAGCUAUGCUUUACCUGGAAUUUAAUCAAGAAGAUCGAGAAUCUUGACACCCUCACAACACUCGUCGAAUUGGAACUCCGGGAUAAUCAAAUAACUGUGAUCGAGAAUUUGGAUGCUUUAGUUAAUUUAGAGAUCCUAGAUCUGUCCUUCAACCGACUGAAAAAAAUUCAAAACCUGGAUAAACUCAAGAGCCUGCAGAAGCUCUUCCUCUCAUCAAACAAAAUCGCAAAAAUUGAAAACCUCUCUCACCUGGAGAAUUUAAUUCUCCUGGAGUUGGGUGACAAUAAAAUUCAUAAGAUCGAGAAUCUGAAUGGUUUGGAGACCCUGACCAAUCUGUUUCUGGGAAAAAAUAAAAUCGCAAAGAUCGAGAAUCUGGAGCACUUGGUGAACCUAACACUCCUCAGUAUUCAGAGCAAUCGACUCACAAAGAUAGAAAAUUUGGAGGAGCUCAAACAACUGGAUCAACUGUAUUUAUCUGAAAAUGGAUUGACCUGUAUUGAGAACCUGAAGACUCAAACAAAGCUAACGACACUGGAUUUAGCAGAUAAUCAGAUAAAACAAGUGGAGGGAAUCAGCCAUAUGGAACUUCUAGAGGAAUUAUGGAUGAACAAUAAUAAAAUUGAGGACUUGACAGCCCUGGAGUCCCUGGCAGCGAACAAGAAACUCCAGACAGUGUAUCUCGAGCACAAUCCCAUCUCCAAGGACCCCAACUACAGAAGAAAGAUAAAAUUACUGCUCCCCUGGUUAACUCAACUCGACGCAACCCUGUGCAGAUGAAUCAAAUAACCUCACACCACCAGAAAUGCAAUUAAUUUAUUAGCUGUUGCACCUGAAUGGGAACACAAACCUGUUGAUUCUAAAAUGUCUUCUCAACCCGAGAAACUUCCUUGAUAAUAUAAAUCAAGGGCUUCGAUGUUACGUAUUGAAUGAAGCUGAACUAACAAAUCUUCAGUCUUCCUAAAUUUAAAAUAAAAGUAUUGAUAUUCAACUCCUGCCCGAUGAAGAGAAAACCUCUAAUUGUUGAUUGUAUAAAAGCAGUUUUUCUAAAUGUUCCCUAGUAACUCCUCUCAGUCAAAUUUAGGAAAUUUGCACUUGUAUUUUACCAGUGGUUAUUUAUCCCUGAUUUUUCUAAUAAAUGAAUAAAUAAACUCACCAAUUCAAAACCAUU